Molecule: messenger RNA, 2689 nt
Organism: Ruditapes philippinarum (Manila clam)
Lineage: Eukaryota; Metazoa; Mollusca; Bivalvia; Venerida; Veneridae
Exons: 12
Coding region: 1-2643 (880 amino acids)
Cellular component (GO): cytoplasm; nucleus
Source: RefSeq, a predicted model, not a curated record
AUGGAAAAUAAAAGUGAGGAAAUAAAUACAGUGUAUUCUGAUGUGAGCAGAGAUUCUGGUUGUUAUACCUUAAGUAUGAAUAAAGAAUCUGAACAAGAUAUUUGUGAUAAGAGACAUGAAGCCUACCAUUUGAAUUUCCGUAAUGAUGGCUUUUGGUAUGGAUAUGGUGCUCAAGAUUGUUCUUUUUAUCAUAAGUCCCAAAGGAGACAUGACAUCUGUAAUGAAUACCAUGGCACGGAAAUGAAUUGCACACACUUAUCUUAUGGGGCUAAGGCUAUGUCAGAGAGUAACUUGCCAUCCCUCGAGGAUAAACUUACAUUUUGCUCUAAAAAUACAUUAAUUCAAGGUUUCAAUUUUGCUUCUGUAUUACCCAAACAUGAUGAUAAAAGAAGUGACCAUUUAAAUGCGUUUAGGAAAGAACAGCCGAAUAGUGAUAGAUAUGAAGAUGAAAAAAAGGGUAAUGAGGACAUAAAUUUUGGUCAUUUCAGCAAAUCAGUUUCUCCAACAAAUAUUGAUUCAAGGAUAAGACCUAAAAGGCUUAAGAAAAAGAGAAAGAUAACACCACAUCGAGAAACGUCAAUGACUUCUUUGUUAGGAAUUCAAACUUCUUCAGGUUCUUUCCAUCACUCGAAGAAAAAGAGUUAUUAUUCGCAAUAUAAAAGGAAAAGUAAAACAAGUCGGACACGAAAGUUUUCCAAACAUCAAAAGUCAAAAACAAUACAUAAUGAAUUAUUUAGUACUUUCUUCGACUCUGGUUUAGGGUCAUCAAGAAGUACCAAAAGUAACUCUUUGAUAUAUAUGAUGAAACAGGAAUCAUACAAAUCAAAAAGCAAAUUUUCUUUUUCACGCAAAAGAUCACUUGAAAGAUUAAGAAUACAACAAAGCAUGAAAUCGAUAACAAAGUAUGAGAGAUAUAUGAAAAACUUUUUUAGAAAUAGAGGAAGAUUGCUUGCUAAAUCAGUUGCUAGACAUCUAAUCGGAAGACCCUCAAGUAAUGGAACUAUAGUAGUAUUAGAUAGAUAUUUUCAUAGAGUUAGUAAUGGCCCACCUUUAACAACACAAGAGCGAAUGCAGUAUGAAUGGCUAAGACUUUCAACUUUCCACAAUUACGAGGGUAAUGGAAAUGCCAUUGUUCUGCUAGGAAUGGAUUCUAUCAUGAUCAUACUGAAGCGACCAAACUUCCUACAAGGUGUUUCCUUUGUGAAGCUCUUGGGGUUGAUCCUGGAAAGAGAUGUUUCAAGAAGUACUUCAAGCCAGAUUCCCGGAAUUCGACCGUCUUCCAUUUUAGGGGGUCCUGUUGGUGCUGGGCUUUUGCUGGCUGGCUUCUUCUUUGUGGGUGUAGCAGAUUUCACACGUUGCUUCUGCUGUGGCGGAGGUUUAAGAAAUUGGGAACCAGGAGAUGACCCAGUAUUGGAGCAUACCAGAUGGUUUCCUCGUUGUGAAUAUAUUAACAAACUAAAGGGGGAAAGAUAUGUGGCUGCUGUACAGAGACGUCAUGAACAACAUAUGGCUGAACAGCAAAGACAGCAGACAGAGCUUGCACAAAGACGUGAUGAGAGCCGUAACGACCCUGAUCCAUUGACGAUAGAGGCUGCAAUACAACUACAAGACAUGGGUUACAGUGCAGAACGAACACGACAGGCUGUUAUAGCUGUACGACAGCAAACAGGACAGUCAAUUCCUACCACAGAACAAGUGUUGACCUGGUUACUGGACAAUGAAGAAAGAGAAAAUGGUAGUGGAAUGACUACAGAGUUUGGAGUGAGACCUCAACCUAGUGAGACAUCCGCUGUAGCAACUACUGUUGUGGGAACCAGUGUUCCUUCCUCAACUAUCAGUACUCCUUCAAGUAUUGUAGGAACCAGCAUACCUACUUCUGUUGUGAACACAGGAUUUGGUAUCCCAACUACCAUUGUGGGAACCAGCGUCCCCACUUCUAUUGUUGGUACCAGCAUUCCAUCCUCAAUUUUAAAUGCAGGAUCCAGUUUUGAGUCGUCCUCCACAUUUUAUACAGGGUUCAAUGCUCCAUCUACUCUAGUAGAAUCUGUAAGCAUCAUAGGUACACCCAAUGUACACACUAUUUCUAGCACAUCUUCUUCCACGUCACAAGUGGGUGCUGGUACUACAACAUCUACUGUGAGCUCAACUUCUACAUCUGCUACAGCCAAGGUCCAGCCAUCAGUUUCUUCAGCUUCAGCAGAAGGUGUAACAGAAGGAAGUUCUUCUGCGACUGGUUCUGAGAAUAAUUCAGGCUCUCAUGAAGCUAAAGGAUCAAACACAGAGAAGCAGUCUGCAGCAUCUGGUGACAGUGAUGAAUCCAAGCAAACAGCUAAAGAUCCAAGUAGCAAUGAACCUUCGAACAAAUCAAACAAGAAGAAGAAUGGUAAGAAAAAGGCUAAAAUGAAACCAAAGUCGGACACGGCUGGUGCUACAGGGGGAGAUGUAGAUGCACAGUCAUUAAAAGCAGAGAAUGAAAAGUUGAAAGAAAUGCAGACAUGUAAGAUAUGUAUGGAAAGGCCUGUUAAUACCACAUUAUUACCUUGCGGUCACCUUGUAUGCUGUGAAACCUGCGCAGGACGCUUACAAAGAUGUCCAAUAUGUAGAAAGAGGAUAAAAGGAACAGUGAAAACGUUCAUGUCUUAAGAAAUGAGAACCAAUCAUCUUAACAUCAUGAACCAACUGAUACAUG